Molecule: messenger RNA, 2497 nt
Organism: Triticum aestivum (bread wheat)
Lineage: Eukaryota; Viridiplantae; Streptophyta; Magnoliopsida; Poales; Poaceae
Product: APETALA2-like protein 5
Exons: 9
Coding region: 437-2017 (526 amino acids)
Biological process (GO): regulation of DNA-templated transcription
Molecular function (GO): DNA-binding transcription factor activity; DNA binding
Source: RefSeq, a predicted model, not a curated record
GCUCUGCUCUCCUCUGCUCCCCUUUCGCCCCUCGCUCCCUCCCUCCCUCCUUCCCUCCGCCGGAGAGUGAGCUAUGUUGGUGCGGCAGCAGAAGCCUUUGCUCUUCCACCACUCCAUCCCCAUCUCCAUCUCCGUCCCCAUCCACCACGAGCACGGCCUUUUUCCCUCCUCCUCUGCGCUCCUAGGUUAGGAGGAGGGGCUUUUCAAAGGGGCGAGCAAAAGAGAAAGUCCUUGCAUACCCCAACAAGGCAACCCGCUGCUGCCUUUUUCUCGCUCCCCCCUCCCUCUCCCUCUCUCUCCUCUCCCCCUCCCUCUCCCCUGCUUUCUUGUUAUCUUCAGCCCAGCCAACGAGAGCGGAGCAGAGCAGGGCAGAGGGAGGCGUAGGGGUGGACCGAAACGUCGGACAGCAAGCAGGGAGGAAGGGAAGACGGCCGGCAUGUGGGAUCUCAAUGACUCGCCGGCCGCCGAGGCGGCACACGCGCCGCUGUCCCCCUCCGUCGACGACUCCGGCGCCUCAUCCUCCUCGGCCGCCGCGGUGGUGGAGAUACCCGACGACGGCGAGGACGACUCCGCCGAGGCCGUCGUCACGCGCCAGUUCUUCCCCCCGGCCGCCCCGGGCGAGGGCGCCGCCGGGAACGGCCGCGCGGCGUGGCUCCGCCUGGCCGGCGCUCCCGCGCCCGCCGUGGCCGCAGCUGCCGCGGCCGCCGCAGGAGGAGGAGGAGGAGGAGGCGGAGGCCCCGCGGCGUCGGCGGCGGCCAAGAAGAGCCGGCGCGGGCCGCGGUCGCGCAGCUCGCAGUACCGCGGCGUCACCUUCUACCGCCGGACGGGCCGGUGGGAGUCGCACAUAUGGGAUUGCGGCAAGCAGGUCUAUCUGGGUAAGUUUCCUCCAUCUCCAACAUGUCCAUACAUCCGGAUCGGUCGCCAAUUGGCGGCCGGCCGGCGUUUUUCCGUUCCCAGUUCCUCACACUGGCUUUGCUCGGCUCGUCGCUCGCGAAUUGCAGGAGGAUUCGACACUGCUCAUGCGGCGGCUCGGGCGUACGAUCGGGCGGCGAUCAAGUUCCGCGGCAUGGAGGCCGACAUCAACUUCAGCCUGGAGGAUUACGACGACAUCAAGCAGAUGGGCAACCUGACCAAGGAGGAGUUCGUCCACGUGCUCCGGCGGCAGAGCACGGGGUUCCCCCGGGGCAGCUCCAAGUACCGGGGCGUCACGCUCCACAAGUGCGGCAGGUGGGAGGCGCGGAUGGGCCAGUUCCUCGGCAAGAAGUACGUCUACUUGGGGCUGUUCGAUACCGAGGAGGAAGCCGCCAGGUCGUACGACCGCGCGGCCAUCAAGUGCAACGGCAAGGACGCGGUGACAAACUUCGAUCCCAGCACUUACGCCGAGGAGUUCGAGCCCACGGCUUCGGCCGGCGACGCCGAGCAGAACCUGGACUUGUCGCUGGGGAGCUCCGCGGGGUCCAACAAGAGGGGCAGCCUCGACGGCGGCGACGACGACGGCGCGGCCGGGCCCGACCAGCGCGUCCCCAUGGCCUUCGAGCUCGACUGGCAGACGGCGGCGGCGCGGAGCACCAAGGCCAAGUUCGACCAGAGCUUCACGCAUCACCAGAUGCCCCCUCCGCUCCUGCAAGCCUCCCACAUGCCCUUCAGUCCCAGGCAUCACCAAUUCAUGGGCAACGGUGAUCCGGGGACAGCGGGAGGCCCGUCGCUGACGGUCGGCGCCGGCGGCGGGGGCGGGCACUGGCCCCUGCCUCCGCACCACCAAUACCAGCCGCCGCCGCCUCCGCAGCAGCAGCAGCAGCAGCAGCAGAGGCUGCAUGGCUGGGGCAACGUCGUCCCCGGCACGAGCUGGCAGCCGCCCCAGCCGCCGCCGCACCACCAGGCGGGGCCGCCGCCGAACAACGCUGCCGCCGCCGCAGCAGCAGCCGCAGCAUCAUCACGAUUCCCACCCUACAUCGCCACGCAGGCGCAGAGCUGGCUCCAGAAGAACGGGUUCCACUCGCUGGCCCGCCCCACCUAGGUACCCGGAGACCAUCCGUCGAGAGCAGCCAGCGCGCGCGUCCAUCCAUCCAUGAUCCAUCCAUGGCGAAGGUCGAUCGACAGGUGUGUGUGUGUUCCACCGAACCAGGCGAAAUCACGGAGGAACAUCAACCAUUAUUACCAGCAGAACUGAGCUGAGCUGAACUGAACUGAACUGAGCUGAACUGAAACUUGAUUUCUUUUUUCAGUUUCUUGUUUUUAUUUCCUUUGAUUGAUUGGGCGAGCGAGAUGGAUUUGAGAGGACGGAUGGCAGUCAUGUAAAUGCGGAGUUCCCAAGAAGACGAGAGAGAUUGGUCCUAGCUACUUACUAGCUUUUCACUCGGAAGUUUCAACUCAAGUGUGUGUGUGUGUGUGUGUGUGUAUGUGGGGUGGAGUAUCUUUUGGCGCUUUUGGUUCUUGGCCAAGAGCGAUGACUUGGGGUGUCCACAUCACAGCUCAUUUUGUUUGGUCUCAUGUUGCA